AUGGAAAAAAUGAACAAAGCCUUCGAGAAAGUGAAAAUGAUGGUAGGAAUGGAAGUCGAAGACGAAGAGCAACAAGCUGCAGCAUUGGACAACGAAAGCUCCUUCGCUUUCAUGGACGAUUUCAACCGCAACUGCACUUUGACUACCAAACAGAGACUAUAUGGUUUUGCCAUAUGCUUUGCUACUGGAGUAACCUGUACACUGUUGUCUAUGCUUGUUUUCCUCAAACCAAUCAAGUUUGGGAUAACUUUCACUCUUGGCAAUUUGCUUUCACUUGGAAGCACAGCAUUCCUCAUAGGUCCUAAAAGGCAAGUAUCGAUGAUGCUGGAUCCUGUUCGUAUUUAUGCAACUGCCAUAUACAUUGCAAGUAUGAUAAUUGCCUUGUUUUGUGCACUUUAUAUUCAUAACAAGUUACUCACACUUCUCGCAAUUAUCUUGGAGUUUGGGGCGCUAGUUUGGUAUAGCUUGAGCUACAUCCCUUUUGCUAGGUCCAUGGUUUCAAAGAUCAUGGUUUCAUGUUUUGACACAGAAUUUUAG
This is a messenger RNA of Lathyrus sativus (Indian pea), 537 nucleotides long. NCBI's taxonomy places the organism in Eukaryota, Viridiplantae, Streptophyta, Magnoliopsida, Fabales, Fabaceae. The record is from the annotation of a GenBank genome assembly.